AUGUGCGGGGAAAAGAUCAGUCGAUAUAAACAUCGCCUAUCAACGUUACGUGAAGAUAUGGAUGAUCAAGAAGUAGUUGAAACAAUCAACGAUGAAACAACACCGGAAAAAUUGCACCAACUAGUGCAACAAGGUCGAACAACUUCAUUUAUCUUUUCGUUAAAAAACAGACUUGGAGGGUUAGCACGAGCAUUAAAAGUUUUUCAGGAGCAUGGUAUCAAUGUAGUACAUAUUGAAUCACGCUUGUCACGUAGAAAUAAUUCGGAAUAUGAGAUAUAUGUAGAUUUAGAAGCUGAUCGACAAAGAGUAAAAAAGAUGAUGUUACAGCUACAACGUCAAGUAUCUUGUGUUCGUUUGGACAAUGUUCUGUCAUCAUCAAACAGUAUGGAUUAUGCAGGAGAUGCGAACGAUGUAGAAAAUGAUGUAUUUACUGAAGGACAUGAGAAUAAUAUUGAUCAAGUACCGCAAUCACCAUUCUUAGAUGCUAAUGGAGAACCGAUUCAACGUAAAAAUCAACAGCAAAAAGAUCAUGUAUGUUUUAUGACCGGAUUAUUAAAUGCUCUUGAACGUAAACUAUAUGUAUCAAACGAAAAUGAUAGGACUUUGUGUCAUGAUAAUGUUUUAUGUUAUUUGUCAAAUAUUAUUGCUCAUGGAUCAACACAAGAAAUUGAAUUACAAUUACAAGACUAUUUUACUAAUGACGAAUUGGAAACAUCAAGAUGGCAUCUUUUCAAUUGUAUUGAUUAUUGUCUAUGUAAUGAGAAUAAUAAUUAUUUACAAAAAAUAUUUCAAGAAUGUAUAAAUAAUCUACAAAACCGACAACAAUCACUGUCAUUAUUGUUGAUUAGUACAAUACAAACAUUAUACAAUAAUAAUUUAUUUGAUUGUUUACCAACAUUUGUUGCUAAUGAUUGGAUAUCAAUGAUUCGAAAAAUUCAAAAUAUGGAAAAAAUAGAUGAUAUGUCUAUUCGUGCUAAAGAUCAAAAUUUUGUUGAACAAAUGGUGAAUUUAAAAGAACAUUUGACUAAACUGUGUAAUAUAGUUAUGUCAUCAAAUGAAAAUAUAUCACCAAAAAUGCAACAAAACUCAAAUGAAUUUUGUUGUUUACAAUCCUAUUGUUCUCACACAUCAUUAUAUCGACAACCAUCGUAUACUCGCAGAUCAUCUUUGAUAACUUCUUCAUUACAUGGUGAUCUCAUUGAUUCAAAUAAUCAAAUGAUAAUGGAUUUUGUAUCAGUCGAUGAUAUUCUUCCACCUCAAUCAUCAACCGAUUCAUCUAUAGCAGGUUCAUAUCAUCCGACAAUCGAUGAUUUAAAUGAAACAGAAGAGAAUAAUUCAAAUUUGUUUAAAGGAUAUUGUAAUGGACCCGUUGGUUACAUUAGAAAUCCGGUAUCAAAUUUUGUAAUCCCAACAAUGUAUGCUAAAGAUAAAAAUGACCACAGUAUGAAAGACAUGGAAAUAAUUGAUAAUUUAGUAGAAACUGGUACAUCAACCAAUCAUGAUGAUUAUUUAUUAGACAAUUUUCGAAAUAGUAAUCAAUAUUUACAACGUACUUCCUCCAUUCAAUCAAGUGGACCUGUUUUGAUUAAACAUGAAACAGAUUUAUGGGUCUAUCCGGUGCAUCGAAGAUCUCGCAUUACUAGGCCAAGAACAUUAACAGAUAGUAUUUCAGAGGAUUUCUCGACUAUUCGAUCAAGUGCUCUCGAGAAUGAAUAUACAUUAAAUACAUCUAGAGAAUUAAAAGGACGGUCAGAUUCACUAAAUGAUGGUACAUCUGAAUCACUUGUCUGCGAUACAUCCAGAACAAAAGUAGAGGUAGAUGAAACACCAUGGUUUCCUCAUCGAAUAGUUGAUCUUGAUCAAUGUUCAACAAAAGUACAGCUGUAUGAUGUGGAUUUAGACAGUGAUCAUCCGGGUUUUGUAGAUGCCGUAUAUCGCGCUCGACGAAUGUAUUUUCAUGAUUUAGCUAUGGCCUACAAACAUGGUGAUCCUAUACCUCGAGUUCAAUAUACUCGUGAAGAAACGGAAACAUGGAAAGUGGUUUAUACAACAUUAAAUCGUUUAUAUCCGACACAUGCUUGCAACGAGUACUUAGCAAAUUGGCCAUUACUAAGAGAAAAAUGUGGUUAUCGAGAAGAUAACAUUCCACAAUUAGAAGAUGUUUCGCGUUUUUUACGAGAACGUACAGGCUUCACAUUACGACCAGUUGCAGGUUAUUUAUCACCAAGAGAUUUCCUAUACGGUUUGGCAUUUCGUGUUUUUCAUUGUACUCAAUAUAUUCGUCAUUCAGCCAAUCCAUUCUAUACGCCAGAACCUGAUUGUUGUCAUGAAUUACUCGGACAUGUUCCACUGUUGGCAGAUCCAAAUUUUGCUCAAUUCUCGCAUGAAAUUGGACUAGCCGCUGUUGGAGCAUCAGAAGAAGAUAUUAACAGACUCGCAACGUGUUAUUUCUUUACAAUUGAAUUUGGAUUAUGUCGUCAAAAUGGGGGAUUGCGCGCUUAUGGUGCGGGUCUAUUAUCCUCAUGCUCUGAACUGCAGCAUGCCGUUAGUGAUAAAGCAAAAAAGUUACCAUUUGAUCCAGAUAUUGUAUGUCGUCAAGAGUGUUUAAUUACAACCUAUCAAGAACAAUAUUUUGUUUCCGCAAGUUUUGUCGAAGCAAAAGAUAAAAUCAGAGAAUUUGCUUCAUCGAUUAAACGUCCAUUUGCAGUCCGAUAUAAUCCAUAUAAUCAAAGUAUCGAAGUUGUGAGUAAUACUGAACAAGUAGCACAAAUCAUUAGCGAUUUAAAAGGAGAUAUGUGUAUUAUAUUUGAUGCCUUAAGAAAAAUUGAACAUAGUAUCAAGAAUGAAAAAGAUAAUGAAAAAUAA
This is a messenger RNA of Didymodactylos carnosus, 2865 nucleotides long. NCBI's taxonomy places the organism in Eukaryota, Metazoa, Rotifera, Eurotatoria, Philodinida, Philodinidae. The record is from the annotation of a GenBank genome assembly.